Molecule: messenger RNA, 836 nt
Organism: Lymnaea stagnalis (great pond snail)
Lineage: Eukaryota; Metazoa; Mollusca; Gastropoda; Lymnaeidae
Source: the annotation of a GenBank genome assembly
CGUGAUAAAAUGUUUGAAAAAAUAAAGGACAAACUUAACAUAAAAACCAAACAAGGUACAACAUGUUUUCUUUCGAAAAUACUGGCAUGAUAAUUUUUUGUGAGCUUACUUGAGAGAAAUACUGGGGGAAAAAAAAGAGAACAAUUUUUUUUAUACAAUUUUUAAAGAGUGGAAGGGAAGGGGGGAGAGAGGGCAGCCUAGAAGAGGUGAACUGAGAGUAAUCGGUUAUUUUAAGAAUUUUUCUAACAGAAAAGCCUAGCUGGAAUAAAUACAAAGAAAUGAGUAUGUGUGUGUGUAAGAGAGAGAGAAAGAGAGAGAGAGAGAGAGAAUUACGGAUCAAGAGUGCCUGUGGAAUAAUGAGUACAAUAGAACAAUUAAAAAAAACCAAGUUACUUAGUAUUAGAGUGCGUUUGUUUGUUUGUUUUAUUGUUGUUGUUUUUUUGGGGGGGGGAGGGGGGGGGGUUAAACGGAAAGAUACUUUUUAGUGACGAAAGUUAAGAGGGAACAAAAAUAUCAAUAAAAAAAUACCUUUUAUUUCUUACUCAGAGAGUUCAACAGGUGGCAAGAGGAGUACCUGUUUCGAGCACCACAAUGACGAGACACAAAAAGUGUGGAGAAAUAAAUUUGAGAGCAUAGUAAAAUUAGGACUAACUAAGAAAUAUAUUUGGUAUGUAACAGCCGACAGAGAUGACAGUAAAGAAAAAAUUUGCCCAAAUGUCAGUCAUGAUAAAGAUGUAAAACAUGAGAUUAUGGGAAAAGACACGGUUGUCCAACCUGCCACAGAGGAAGAAGCAUUUUUGUGUCGUAAAGAUGUUUAUCGUCGUUAUCAUAGUACA